Molecule: messenger RNA, 1620 nt
Organism: Catharus ustulatus (Swainson's thrush)
Lineage: Eukaryota; Metazoa; Chordata; Aves; Passeriformes; Turdidae
Product: transmembrane protein 121-like
Exons: 2
Coding region: 109-1041 (310 amino acids)
Source: RefSeq, a predicted model, not a curated record
GUUCAGGCUUCGCUGCCUCCCACAACGUGCCGGGAUGCUGCUGGGCCCAGGGAUGCACGACUGCGCAGGACGCCUGCUCCCUCAGCCAAAAAGCAGGAGUUCAGGUAGAUGGUUCCCUCACCACCUGUCAGCAAGCCCCAUGUGUGCCUCUCCACUGUGCUCAUCAUGACCAGCCUCGUCCUCAUGGAUGCCUACCUGGUGGAGCAGAGCCAGGGCUCCAGGAAGCUGGGCAUCUGUGUCAUGGUGGCAGUGGGUGACAUAUGCUUCCUGCUGGUCCUCCGCUAUGUGGCUAUCUGGGUUGGGGCAGAGGUAAAGACAGCUAAGCGAGGAUAUGCCAUGAUCCUCUGGUUCCUGUAUGUCUUCGUUCUGGAGAUCAAAGUCUACUUUGUAUACCAGAAUUAUAAAGCUGACCGGAAAAGCUUGGAUCUCAUAGCCCGCAAAGCAUUGACCUUGCUGCUCUCCAUCUGCAUCCCAGCUCUCUACGUGUUGUUGGUGGCCACAGAGCACAUGGAGUAUGUCAGAACAUUCAAGAAGAAGGAAGAUCUCCGCAACCGCCUGUUCUGGGUCAUUGUGGACAUGCUGGAUGUGCUGGACAUCCAGGCCAACCUGUGGGAGCCUCAGAAGAAAGGGCUGCCACUCUGGGCCGAGGGCAUCAUGUUUUUCUACUGCUACAUCUUGCUCCUGGUCCUGCCGUGCGUGUCCCUGUGCGAGAUCAGCAUGCAGGGGAUCGGGAUCGUGCCGCACCGGAUGAUGCUGUACCCCAUGCUGAGCAUGCUCACCAUCAACAUCACCACCAUCUUCAUCCGAGGCAGCAACAUGGUCUUCUUCAGGGAUGCCCGGGUCUCCAGCAUCUUCAUGGGCAAGAACAUGCUGGCCAUCGGGAUGAAGGUCUGUAUGUUUGUGCAGUACCAGCGGCACCGGCACCACACGCCCCCGGGGCCGGACCCGCAGCACAGCACGCCGGCCCAGCUGCCCACGGGGCUGCGCAAGGCCCGGGACCAGCCCGCCUGCCCCGAGGAGCUGGCCCAGGACAACACGUGACGAGGCAGCAGGAACCACAGCCUGGACACGCCCGUGCCUGGCCGUACCUACAAACCCGGGGUAGGCUGCGGAGCUCCCCGCCUGGACAGAGGGCAAUGACCCUGCUCCCUCCUUCCCUGGGUGAAUGCGCUCAGGGCCCCGAGGGGCGCAUGGCGAGGGCCUCACAGCAGCCUCUCUAAGGCUGCAGAACAGUUUGGAACCUCAGCACCCCAACCUGGUAAAACAGCGGAGCAGGGGAGGAGGCCAGGGCCGCCUGUUGCUGUGUCUGGGUGAGGCCAGGCAGCCCUACCCUGGGCCAGGCUCCCCAUGCAGCACUGCUCUCUGGCCAGCCAGGGUGCCACACAGGGACACAGCGGGUCACCUGCUGUUCUGUUGUGGCUGGCCCUGCCUCCAGUGUGGUCCUUGGCAGCAGCCUGCUCCCCACUGUGUGAGUCGAGGUCCCCAUGCAGCGGGAGCAAGGCCUGGGCCUCCCCCUGCUGUCACCCCUCUCAGCCAGCUGCAGGCCUGGGGGGACCCAAAAAGGGGUGACUGUCCUUUUUUUGUAUCUCCCUGUUUGCAAUAAAAGACCUGAGCCCUGCA